This is a messenger RNA of Schizophyllum commune H4-8, 2450 nucleotides long. RefSeq lists its product as uncharacterized. The record is from RefSeq and is a predicted model, not a curated record. Lineage: Eukaryota; Fungi; Basidiomycota; Agaricomycetes; Agaricales; Schizophyllaceae. The coding region runs from base 163 to 2328 and encodes 721 amino acids. The transcript has 4 exons.
CGGUUGACCUGGACUACCACCAUCCCGAGACCUCUUUCCCUGAGAAAACCGGCACCUCAUCUGGAGCUUAUCCCCCGCAUAUUCCCAACGGUCGUGUCCGCCUCUUUUUCAACCUUCACUUGAACGAAGCGCCACCCACAACAGUUUACGAAAGUCGAAGGCAUGCCUCCUGCAAAAUCUGCACCUCGCCGCCGCCUCAGGAAAGAUAGGCGCACGAAGGACGCUACGGUGUCCGCCACACGCACCAGCCGGAAGACUAGCAGCACCGUUGAAGCGUAUCCCGUCACCCAUCUACCUGAACGCUCCAAGCCAUGCGUCCUCCCCACACGCGUUGAUAAGUCCGACAUCCUGUCUUUGUCGAAGACCUCUGUGGAGAUCAGUGGCGUCUUCGAGUCGGCGCUCUUCCCUUGCAAUGUAUUCGCCAUUGAGCCCAGCGCGAUGGUCGACAUACUCGACGGUAUCGCGUACUCUCUCUCGAAAAACAGGUGGAUGCUUGGCUAUCCUGCCCUCAAUCUGGCCCCAUCGCGCAGAGCGCGCUCUAUGGCGACCUUCCUCAAUCACCUCACCCGACACUGUUGGCUCGCUCAUGCCCAUCGAAGGAAACCCACUCCCAAUACUCCACGCCAGUGGGUCGCGACCAAGAGCUCGCGCUUGGUCUCGGAUGGAGUCGUCGCCGAAGUGCCCGGGCUCGCACUAGUAGAAGCAGGCGCUGAGGCAUCCUGGGGCGAUGUACUGUGUGACGUGCAGAUGGUUCCGACGGCUGAUCGCAUGGCGGAGGCCAUCGACCGACUCGCGACCGGCGCUACCCACGUGUUCGACGAGCAGCAGGACCGGCUGCACCACGUCGGCCUCGCUAUCGCCGGCGACGCAUUCCAGGUGGCAUACUACGAUCGCGCUGGAUGUGUCCUCUCCGGCGUGCACGGUAUACACGAGAACCCAGACCUCUUCAUCCGCGUCAUCAUGGGUUUGACGCUCGUCGGGAAACCUUACGAUGGCAAGGACACUUCAAUUGUAACCCGGGACGGCCGACGCUUCGUGACCAUAGGUGGCUUCGACUACGAGAUCCUCGAGACGCUUUCCUCCAGUCACGGUGUUUGUGGAUCUGGCACGAUCUGCUGGCGCUGCCGUCGAUCUGGCAGCGACGAGGAUUUCUUUGUCAAGAACACGUGGGCUGAGAAGACACUCGAUCAUACCGAAGGAGACCUGCUCACCAGAGCCAUGGGCGUUGCGAAUAUCCCCAAGCUGGUAUGCGAAGAGCGCGUCCUUCGUCCUGAUGGUCAAGCAUGGACAACAACUUCGGUGCGCUCUCUGGCGGCUGGCCCGGAGCGCUGGUCCAUCGUGAGCAACCUCCCCCAGCUCGAACUACGUCGUCUCGUGAUGCGGCCAUGCGCCGUACCACUGUCGUACUUUUCGUCGAAAGUGGAGCUUGUGAGCAGCCUUCGCGAUGCAGUCGUAGCACACGAAGCGCUAUAUCCGAAAUACGGCAUUCUUCACUGCGACAUCAAGGAGGACAAUAUCAUGUUGCAUGGAAGUCUCCCGCGACGACGCGGCCUUCUCGUCAACUUCGACCGCGCAGACUGUGCAAGCGAAAGUCAUCCGGUGGUCCUGGAACGCCCCAAGAGCUCUAUUCCUUUCACGGCCUGCGACAUGCUCCAAGUUCCCCGCUUCGAAGCACACGGUGUCCGACACGACCUGGAGUCCUUCCUCUAUGUCAUCAUGUUCAUCUGCACCAAGUAUUCCGGCCCAUCGCACUCCCCGCGCAAAGAGUUCGACAUCCGAAGCUCGCCUCUGGGGCCCUGGUUUGACGGCGAUGUCGCGCACAAGGAGAAGGUCAUGUUCCGUUACGAGGACGAUGAGUUCCGCGCGUUCCUCGACAGCAUCUUCGAUCCGUACUUCGACGACCUCAAGGAUAUGGUAUGUAAAGUGCGGAACGCAGUCCUACGACCGCAGGGCUGGGAGCCAUCGCACUCGUGCUUUACAGUCUACCUUGACGAGUAUCUGGAGAAUCACGAAGACGAGCGCGAGGAGGCAGUCGCGAAUUGCGCCACUCGGCCCGUGUCCGCAAAGCCGCCAAGUACGCGGGGAACGAAGCGGCAGCGCUCUUCACCCUCGUCGGAGACAACCAGCGACUCGUAUGUCCCUGCGUCUCCGAAGACCCCGACAGUAUCGCCGCGGUCGUCUGAGACCUCUGGAAGCGAUGGGGCAGCUACGACCACGGCACGGGGACGUCGGGACAGAGGCGUAGCGGGCGGCAAGGACGCUGACGCAGACGCGGAGAAGGUCGAGACUCAGCCGUUGAGGCGCUCGAAGAGGCGAAAGGUGGCAUAGUUACGCCAUCAUCAUUUAAUCUACAUUUUGUAUCAUAGCUCGAAGCAGACCUUGACUACCAUCAUUAUGCUUCAAAUUGAGAAAGAGCCAUCGGCAGUUCUGCGAGGAGGUUUGACUUGUAU